Xenopus laevis (African clawed frog) is the source of this 1707-nucleotide messenger RNA. RefSeq names its product gem nuclear organelle associated protein 8 L homeolog (gene gemin8.L). Lineage: Eukaryota; Metazoa; Chordata; Amphibia; Anura; Pipidae. Bases 291 to 1055 code for a protein of 254 amino acids. The transcript has 5 exons. The record is from RefSeq and is a predicted model, not a curated record. Gene Ontology annotation, cellular component: SMN complex. Gene Ontology annotation, biological process: spliceosomal snRNP assembly.
AUUUUUCAGUCAAUUUUAUUGCUGUCAGAAAACAGAAACUGCGGAUUAUCUGUAGUUUUGCAGCAGAGCAGACAGAUCUAGAGGUGGGAGCCAGCUGUUUCUGAAAGUGAAAACCAGCAAAGAGAGAAGCCCCUUCUGCUCCACUGCACAAAGAGUGCUCACUAGCCCAAGGCCAACAUCACACCUCCCACAAAGUAGCCAUCUCUGCAUAAUAAUGCUACCUACCAGCUAUGACCCAGUAACAAUGAUGGCAGCUGUGGCUUGCCCCUGGAAGUGUGAUCAAUUUAACAAUGGGAUGUGAUUGUGAGCAAAUUGUUCAGACUGCAAUCCCAAUCCUUUUAGUAUUCUCAUCAUCCAUGGCACACAUACCCCAUCAUGAAAUUGAGCCUUGGUAUGCAGGGCAGGUUAAUGCCAGGUACUGGAAGCAUUACAGCCAGGCAAUGUAUUGGUUGUACAGGCACAAAAGAGCACACAGUGUGGCUGUGGCAUCUCUUUCCUAUCCACAUUGUUAUCCGGCUGGAAAUUUUCAGAACAGCCGAUAUUCUGAUUGGGAAGGUGGUAAGUUAUCUCAGCCUGACAUCUACCCAAGGCCACACCACCAGGUCAUACAUCCUCAAAGGACACGUCCAUGUUUAAAAGUAUCAGAGUCCAAAGAAAUUGAGUCUGAAAUGGAGUGUGAUAAAGAUGUUACAUAUGAUUCUGAUGAGGAAGUCAUUGAAUGUGACACUACCAACAUGGAAAUCACAGAGGAGUUACGACAGUACUUUGUGGAGACUGAAAGGCACAGGGAGGAGUUACGAAAGCAACAGCAGCUUGAGGCAGAGAUUCAUGAACAGUAUAUAGCAGCAGAUCAUGACCUGCAUGUAGCAACAAGAACAUCUACCGAUCCACCUUCAGAAAGACCCGGGGAAAGGCGCAGAGUGGAAAUGAAGAAAUUGUAUGGUGAAGAUGCCCCAAAAAUCCUUGGGAUGGAGACAGCCAUGCAGCUUAACUUUGACAGACACUGUGAUAAAAAGCAACCCAAGUACUGGCCCAUCAUACCACUGAAGUUAUGAGCCAUUUAUGAGAAUAUGAACUCUGUACACUGUAAUUAUCAUGUAUGUCAUCACAGCUGUGUCGGCUAGUGAUAGAAAUUAUGUUUAUGUUAGUUAUCUGAGGGGUUUUUUUUGAAGCUGCAUAAACAUAUUUAGCCACUGUAGGAUUCUUAUGUCAAUAAACAGAGACUGGAAAUUGAUUUAUGCAGCCUUCCAUCUUUGCAGAUUAUUACCAUUUCUGUUGAUUAAAGAAUUUACAUGUACAUUUAUAAAGAAAUAGAGAAAUUGCAGCAUUUGCAAGUCUUGUAACAGUACUGAAAAACAAGAUAUUUUAGACUGAAUAAGGUAUCGGUAAGUGAAAAAAAAUUAAAAAAUAAAAUACAAGUGCUCAGUUAGUGACACAGUGGCAUUUCUGUGUGCAUUCUUCCAGUUCCACAACACCAUGCACUGGGUUAUCACAAAGUGCUGUCACAUUUUUCCAUCUGUAUUUCAUAUUACAGUACCACCGAGGUUAUUCGGUGUUUAUGGAGAGCAUCCUGUUUGCUCGGUUAAUUGCAUAUUCUGUACAUCUUUUUUUUUUUUUAAGGUGAACAAUUCAAUUUUAAUAUAUGGUAGAGCUUAUAAAAACAGUUCACUUUGUAAACAUGAUUGAUUAAAAGAUAUUUUUUGUUUA